GCCAUGAAGACCCAAGGUGGUUCACCAUCGUCACCCUCCCGCAGGCGGAAGUCUCGCUUCACCUUACGAAGCAGAAAGAAGAAAGAUGGUGUUGUUCAAGGCAAGCUUCGUAUCCGCUCCAUGCCAGGAGCCUUCCUGGUGCUGGGGGUGAUUGUGGUGGUUGUUGGCACUGCUCUGGCUGUGGCAGGAUACUGGCCAUACCGGAUAUCAAGGUCAUCUAUCCUGGGAGCCGCUGGGGGGGAGUCACAGCCUGCAGGCUGGAGUCUUGGUGCCAAGGGCCUUCUGUCCACAGCCAGCCUCAUCCAUAGUGAGCGGAUGAAGCUGCUCGGUCCCGUUAUCAUGGGGGUCGGACUCUUCAUCCUCAUCUGUGCCAAUACAGUCCUGUACGAGAACAGGGACAGAGAGACUCAGAUGCUGCUGGCUCAGAUGCGCAGUGUUAUCUGCUCUGUGUCUGCUGCUGUGCCCUCAGCGGACCUUAAAGAAAUAGCAGUAGCCAACUCCAUGGCCAAACACUACCAGUGGGUGAGCAGUCUGCCAGCUGCCCACCUCAACAUACUUUGUCUGCAGCAGCUGACCUGCUCUGAGCCCCUGCUGCAGACCAGACAGCAGGAGGACAGUGUGGAGGGCAUCUACCAACAAGCUGUCGUCCAGACAGAGGCCCUGCAUCACCAGGAGUCAGAGGUUCCACCUUCCAACCACACUAACUCAUGUAACUCCAUCCACACCAACUCAUGUAACUCCAGUCAGACAGACUUUAACACACAGUCUGGUGCUGAGCACGGGGGCAGUGCCAGCUUCAACCCCCAGCCUGCCCCACUCAUCAAUCACAAUAACUGCCUGGUGUCUGCCAGCUCUAUGUCCACCUUGGAGGUGGAUGAGGUGGACAUCCCAGCUGCUCAGCCAAGGCGCUGCCACAGUAUGAGCUACAGGACUAAACCUUACGUAGCCCAAACUUCAGUGUGUCUGGAGGAAGGCUUCCACAUUCCCAGACAGGAGGGUCAAACAAAUCAAUCAGCAGUCUCAAGGAGAGAGCCUGGUUCACAGGUCUGUGUGAACAUUCCUGGGCAGGUUGUGGAUGCAGCGGAGGAGCAGACACAUCGAAGCUGGCCUCGGCUAGACCUGGGCAGCGGGAGACGGUACCUGAAACUGGAGAACAAAGAGGACUCAGUGGACAAACUGCUGGACCGGUUAGAGCAGCAGUGUUCUCAGUGGGAUAAGAGUUUUGGCUCGGGGCCUUUCCAGUGACGGCUGCUUCAGCUUCACAGUCCCGAGGAUACUCCUGGAUACAGACACAAUGACAACCAAGGAGUAAUGAUACUUCCCCUGGAUUCUAUAACGGCACUAUGUUUUUGGUUUUAAAUUCAGUUUGUCUUCCAGAAACCGAUCCUCGAACCAUUUGGAGCUACAGUAUUUCUCUGCAAGGAUCUUUCAAAACUUGAGCCUGUUCUCAAUCUUCAGUGGAAUACUGAUACACAGUGGUUAUGCUCUUUGCUCGGGUGGAUUUGGCAGAUGUUUUAUAUAAUUGAAGGA
This is a messenger RNA of Scomber scombrus (Atlantic mackerel), 1530 nucleotides long. RefSeq names its product transmembrane protein 200B (gene tmem200b). The transcript has a single exon. The record is from RefSeq and is a predicted model, not a curated record. NCBI's taxonomy places the organism in Eukaryota, Metazoa, Chordata, Actinopteri, Scombriformes, Scombridae. The coding region runs from base 4 to 1245 and encodes 413 amino acids.